Fonticula alba is the source of this 2792-nucleotide messenger RNA. RefSeq lists its product as hypothetical. Lineage: Eukaryota; Rotosphaerida; Fonticulaceae. The coding region runs from base 147 to 2558 and encodes 803 amino acids. The transcript is spliced from 11 exons. Gene Ontology annotation, cellular component: membrane. Gene Ontology annotation, biological process: protein localization to membrane. The record is from RefSeq and is a predicted model, not a curated record.
CCCCCUCACUAUCAAUCACCAUUCUCCCCUCUCCGCCCUCCGACUGUCAUCCCCACUUUUUUUUUCGUUUUCCCCCUUUCCCUUUCGCUCCUCUUGCAUCCUGGACCUUCGGGCGACCGAACGCCGAUCUGCGUGGUGUAAGGAAAAUGGCCACCCAUCGGCUACUCGCCCUGCUCCUUGCCCUGGUGGUGGUCCUGGCGCCCGCAUCGAGGGCAUUCGCCCAGGCAACCGACGAGGCUGAUGAGCAGCUCGCCCUUGAGGGCAUGGCGGCAAAGGGGCACGCCAUGGCGGCGAGCUCCUCCGGCACUCCCUCGCGCUUUGUCGGCAAUACCGCUGUCUUGAAGUCCCUCGUUCUCGCGGAGGGGGACGUCGUGCCGGUAUGGUACAACACGGUCGGCGCACCGAUGGCCCUGCUGGGCAGCGACCCCCUCCUUCGGCCGGUCGGUGGGCUGCCCUUCUGCACGACCGAGCGCUCCCUGGCGCCGACCAAGCCUGGCAAGACACCGGCCGACGGUGUCCCCGGAUUGAAGCCCGGUCCUGUCGGGCCGGUGUCCCGGCGGAAUGACUGGCUGCAGAUGUGGAGCGGCGAUCGCGUGUCCUUGAGUCCGCUGCUGAUCGAGGCCGGCAUCGAUCUGCCCUGCUCCCCGCUGUGCCGCGGGGCUGACGGAUCGUCCACGGUCAAGGCCACGCGUAGCGAAUCGUCUCUCCUCUCGUCUUUGGUCAAGUCGGGCCACCGCGCCGAGUGGGUGAUCGCCGGGAAGCCGGUUUUUUCGCGGCACUCGCGCUUCUACGGCAACUCAGACCUGGCCGCCGGCGUGGAGCUGGGCAUUCCACUUGGACGCCUUGAGAAAGGCUUCCCGGUCCUGUUCAACCACUUUGACUUGAAGGUCUACUUCCAUCCCGAGUCUCUGUCCAAAGACAAGACCGGCCUGCGCGUGCUCGGGGUGGAGGCCGUGCCGCGAAGCAUCGACCAGUCGCACGGGUUCUGCCCACACGAUCGCGAUGAGUCGAUGGUAGACGCGGACUCGAUCCGGCCGCAACCGGUGCUGGACCUGACUUCUAGCCCGAAGAAGCGCGCCGAUGAAACCCCCCCGACCGAGGUGCUGGCCAUCAAUUACUCGUACUCGGUGCGCUUUGUCAAGACCACGCCGGCGGAGUUUGUGCCGGUCGCACGGGCGCUGGCCUCGCCGCCAGUGCGACUGGCACACUCGCUGCAGGCGCCGGUGGUCCCGGCCGACGCCUCCAGCGCCAAGCUCCUGGGGAUCGGCGAUUUCCUGGCGCCCGUGGUCAUCGUGGGCUUCGGCUUCAUGAUCUUCCGGUCCAUGCGCGAAGAGAGCGAGCGCUACAACUCGCGCACGAACAUCGAGCUCCAGGAGAAGGACGGAUCUGCCGCGGCACAGGGCCUCGUGCUGAUGAUCGACGAUCCGUCGGCCAGCGGCCAGGUCGGCGGUCUGGCCGGCUGGCGACUGAUUCAUGGGGAUGUCUUCCGGCCGCCGCGGCGCCGCGGCUGGCUGGUCCUUCUCAUCUCAACUGCCAUUCAACUGGCCACAACGGGCAUCUUUUUGACGGCCUGCCUGGUGCUGCUUUCGAUCUCGGGCGACAGCCUCUCGGAGGUUCUCUAUUCGCAAACCCUCUCGAGCCAUGGGUCUCGACUGGCCAUCCUUGGCGCCACUGCCUGUGCCUUUAUCGUUCUGUCUGCGGUUGCCAACUACCACGGCUCGCGAGUGCACAAGUUUUUCAUCCACGGCACGGCGGCCCCCUCGUCAACGGCCUCGGCCGCCUCCAAGGGUCCCGGGAGCUGGAGUCGGCAGGCCGUGAUUAACUCCCUCACCAUUCCCGCGGGCCUCAUGGUUGCCCAGAUGUUUGUCAACCUGGCUGCCUCGCUGGUCCAGAGCAGCAGCCGCAUCCCCCUUCGCGUGGUCCUCGGGGCUUUCGGGGCGGGCCUGGUCAUGGCCGGGGCCCUGCCUUUCGGUCUGGCCGGGGCCUACUUCGGCCGCAAGAAGGCCGUCCUAUCGACCCCCGUGCGGACCAACCGCAUCCCGCGCCCGGUCCCGGUGGCUCCGCUCCUGUGGGGCCGGAUCCCCCUCGGGCCGUACACGGUGGCCCUGGCGUAUGCCUUCCCGCUGGGGCUCUACAUGUGGGGCGCCUUGGCGCGCUUGCACUCGGGCAUGGUUCCCUGGAGCUGGUUCCCGCCGAUGGUCAGCUGGGAGUAUGCCCUGGCACUGACCCUCUGGAUGGGGACCCUCAUCGGGGGGGCAUGCCUGGCUGGCAUGGCCACUGCCUAUCACUGCUGGCAGACCGAGAACUACUUCUGGUGGUGGCCGGCCGCUCUGGCCCCGGGGUGUGCCGCGGCGAUGGCCGUCAUGCUGCACUGUGUGACGCAGCUGGUCCGCGUCGGGACGGCAACCGAUCUGCCCGGCCAGGCGGCCGCCGUGGUGGUGAUUCUCUUCCGCGGCGUCCAGCUGCUGCUGCUUUUGUGCCCGGUGGCAGCUGGAGUCGGUGUAUUCGCCGCCUUCCAGACCGCGCGCUGGCUCUUCUCGACGGUGCGCGUUGAGUAACGGCGCCAGGAAGGGAGUAUCAUCCAGGGAGGCUGUAUUUGGGCGUGGCGUCGGAUGCCAUCGCGCCGGGGAAAGAAGAAACCGGCGAGCGCGGAAAGAUGCGCGUGCCAAUAAUACAAACACCCGGUCGGCUUGCUGAUGUGCCCUUGCCUGCUUUCCGCCCUUCCCCCUCCCCCGAAUGCGCUCAGAGUUGCUGGGGCCAGGAGUCGGCCGACUGGGUGGCACCGACGGCCA